GUGGCACAGAAAGAGAUGAGUAGUCUCGGCGAGGGAGGAAAAAACGCCGAAGGUCCGCCCCUGGCGGCAUCGUCAGCCAGGCCGCGUUACGCCAUGGGAAAAGCGAGCGAGCGUGUUUUGCGAGUUAAUCUGCCACCUCUAGCGGCUUCAGUUUUCACUCUUUCUUUUCCGGCUGAGGGGGAGUCAUGGCUUCGCAGAAGCUGCCCCCUUGACGACGACGACGCCGAGAAAUCGCUAGACAACAUUUCGCAACUCCCACAUCGGGGGAAACCGCCGGUCGCUCGCGGUGUACGCGCGAUUUUUUAACGCUCCUUGCGAGAGAGCGCACACGCGCCAAAAAGAGUCGAAGCCGAGCUCGGCAACUGGACCGGAGCACCGUGUCAGGCCUCCGUUGAUGCACCGUGUGUUGAGAAGAGCCGUGCGUCUCCAGGAUUAACUUUCACGACAGGAGGUAUCAGAGCAACGAGCAUGCGCACCGGGCUACUGGGCGCACUGGUAGUGAUCUCCCUUGCGAGCACAACUGCUGUCACUGCCGACAACACGACCGUUCUUGUGCGAAACAAGAGGCAAGGAAUUCUAGGGUCCCUAUUCAAGCCUAUUCUGGAUGCCGGCAAGCCCAGGCAACAGGAGCAGUCAAAUCAGGGCGCCGACCAUCCCCAUGGAGCGCCCAUCCAAGACAAAAAUGUCGUGAACCAGUUCUUAGAGAACCUUCAGCGCUCGCAGCACAACUUCAACGUCCCGCGAAGGCGCUCCUCCUUCUUUGGACCUGCCAUCAACGCACUGAGGCAGUUUCAAAUAUGCACCACACCGCUUACAACUCCCGGCAAGUGCCGUUACGUCAGGGAAUGCGUGCUUCCCGCGUUUCUGGAGAACUUCGACCUAUUUCUCAGUUACUCUUGCGUCAUCGGCAAUCGUCACCUCGGCGUGUGCUGUCCCGACGAGUUCUUCGGCAAUAUCCUGAGUCCGCGGAAGCCUUUGUUUCCCAUUCUGAGCGGACUGCUCAACAUCGGCAAGAAACCAUCCAGCCAGCCGCCCGCCCAGAAUCCUGACUACGAGGAUGGUCCCGGCGGCCCCCACAUUGAUCAGCCGUUAACGCACGAUGAGCAAGUGCACGGGCACGGUGGUGCACCACCAAACAAUCAGCCGGUGCAGCCCCAGCCUCAAGUUCAGCCCCGGCCACCGGUACAACCCCAGCCGCAACCCCAGCCGCAACCCCAGCCGCAACCCCAGCGGCAACCCCAGCCACAACCUCAGCCACAACCUCAGCCCAGUCCCGCACCACAGCCAAAGCCAGUGCAGCCUCCACCGGUGCAGCCGACACCAUCGCGGCCUCCCGUCGUGCAGCCCCCGAACAACUCGCCGACAGCCAACGCUCCCUUCCAGUUCCCGGAUGACGAUGAGGAGGAGGCGGAACCGCAUGAUGCUUCUGCGCAUCCGCAGAAGCCGCCAUCCCAGCCCCAGCCUGCCGGCGGGCAGACUAGUGAACGCCAGAAGCCGUUGCCUCCGGUGCCACCUGGAUUGGCCCAACUGGCGACGUCUUGCGGCUUAAACUUCAAGACAAGGAUCGUGGGUGGUACUAUCGCCAAGCCAGAUGAUUGGACAUGGAUGGCUGCUCUUUUGCGGAAGGCGGAUGAUGACCAAUUCUGCGGCGGUGCUUUAAUCAGUGAUCGAUACGUCAUUACAGCGGCCCAUUGCACUCAGGGACUUCGACCGCAGAACAUCACGGUGCGGCUUGGAGAGUACGACUUCAAACAAAACACUACGAGCCGGCUGCCUCGAGACUUCAAUGUGUCGCGUAUCCGACAGCACCCGGAGUUCCGCAAGGACACGUACCAGAACGACAUCGCGCUGCUGCGCAUGAGUCGGCGUGUGCGCUUCUCCGAGAACAUCCGGCCCAUCUGCCUGCCCAAGAGUCCCGACGAGUCCUUCCUCGGCAAGCUGGCCACCGUCGUCGGCUGGGGAACGCUGUCCUUCGGCGGUCCUUCUAGUUCAAUUCUGCGGCAAGUAUCACUGCCGGUGUGGGACAACGCGGAGUGCAAAAGCAAGUUUACGCAGGCCAUCCCCAAGAUAUUCCUGUGCGCCGGCACACGGGAUGGCGGUCACGACGCCUGCCAGGGAGACUCCGGGGGUCCUCUGAUGGUUGAAGGUGAAAGCACUCAGUGGACGUUGAUAGGUGUUGUGUCGUGGGGCAUAAAGUGUGCCGAAAAGGGCCUGCCGGGUGUCUACACGCGGAUAACCGAAUUUCUCGGCUGGAUCUACGAGAAUGCUGUGUGACACAGCCGCGAGGCAAAGGAUCGAGGAAGAGAUCAACACUCAUAGGAAAUCAACUCAUGCUCAGUCAUCUUCAUACUACUCAUCUGCGUAGGAGCAAUCCUGGUAAACCGUUUCAAGACGACGGGGGCCAUUCAUCACACAGCUCAUGAACUGGAUACACUCUGUAACGUCUCAUGCUUUUUGAAAAACAAUUUUCAUUGAAUACAAAAAAGGUGAAAUAAAACAAGGCAACUCUUUGCUGCUUGCCUUCAUUU
Messenger RNA from Dermacentor silvarum, 2528 nucleotides. Its product is annotated as spermosin-like. The transcript is spliced from 8 exons. Lineage: Eukaryota; Metazoa; Arthropoda; Arachnida; Ixodida; Ixodidae. Gene Ontology annotation, molecular function: serine-type endopeptidase activity. Gene Ontology annotation, biological process: proteolysis. Bases 469 to 2274 code for a protein of 601 amino acids. The record is from RefSeq and is a predicted model, not a curated record.